Insectozyma verbasci is the source of this 615-nucleotide messenger RNA. NCBI's taxonomy places the organism in Eukaryota, Fungi, Ascomycota, Pichiomycetes, Serinales, Debaryomycetaceae. The record is from the annotation of a GenBank genome assembly.
AUGAAAUUUUCAACUGUCUUAGGUGUCGCUUCAAUCUUUGUUACUACUCAAGCUGCUGUUGUUGCUCCAAAUGUUGCUGCUAGAGAUGAUGCAGUUGCAACUCCAACAUCAGCAACUUUCCCAUGGGUUUCUGAAGUCCCAUCAGUCUUAGCUGAUGUUUUCAAAGCUUUUAACGAAUCAGAAUCAGAAAUUAACGACUUGGUUCAAGAUGCUUUAACUUAUUUAAACUUACCAUCAUCAGGUAACUCAAAAAGAGAUGAAUCAGUUGAUUCAAAAGGUAACCAAUUAGGAAGAACUUUAUUAUCAGUUUAUGAAAAACAUGGUGUUUCUGCUGAUGAAGCUUAUGUUGUUUCUGGUGCUGUUGUUGGUGCUUUAUAUGAAAAGAAAGAUAUCACUUUACAAGAGGCUGGUGAUAUUUUGGCUAAUGUCAUUGUAAAAUACAAUACCAAAGGUCUUGAAGUAUUAGUUCUCAUUACUCAUUUAGCAAGAGAAUGGACAAGAAAAGGUUUAAACAUUUCAACUACUGAUUUAUUCAAUGCUAUUAUUGCUGAUGAAAAAGUUCUUAUUCCAGGUGCUUCAUCGGUUGGCCCAUCGUCAAUCCCAUCAGCUUUAUAA